AUGCUCGGGCUGCGCGAGGAGGACAAAACGAUCCCGCUGAAGAACUUCACCAUCAAGACGGCCAUCUGCUGGCAGGCGCUGCUCGAGUUCCUCCAGCACACCGAGUCGGACGUGCUGGACGCGUACAUAGUGGAUCUGACGGCGUUUUGCAACUACAUCAAGAACUUUGCGGACACGCAGACGCUGUGCAACUACAUCCGGCAGCUGGCGUACGAUCCGUCGAUGACGACAGACAAGCUGCAGAAUAUGUACUUCCAGUCGAUGAUGCAGGUGCUGCUGGAGAUUGCUGCGUCGUACUAUCUGGGUGACGAGGUCGGCCGGGAGAACUUGAAGAAGGUGCUGGCGGAAAUGUUGGCUUGCGGCGAUCUAGGCGAGGGCAACGUGAAGACGAUUAUGUGUUGA
Messenger RNA from Culex quinquefasciatus (southern house mosquito), 402 nucleotides. RefSeq lists its product as uncharacterized. Gene Ontology annotation, cellular component: condensin complex; condensed chromosome; cytoplasm. NCBI's taxonomy places the organism in Eukaryota, Metazoa, Arthropoda, Insecta, Diptera, Culicidae. The record is from RefSeq and is a predicted model, not a curated record. The transcript has 2 exons. Gene Ontology annotation, biological process: mitotic chromosome condensation. The coding region runs from base 1 to 402 and encodes 133 amino acids.